AUGUGGUGGCCAUUCAAGUCAGAGGAUAAGGACGUGCCGUCUUCGAAAGCCAAAACUCUUACGAGAGAGGAGCGCCAGGCGUGCUGGAGUGCGCGAGACAAGCUAUUCGACUGCCUUGGGUCGACGCCGACGAGCGACAACGAGGAGAUAAAGAGGAUGUGUCCGAGGGAGUUUAAGGCGUAUGAGGGAGCGUGUGCGGCUAGCUGGAUUGAUUACUUUAUUAAGAGACGGAUGCUGGAGAUGAGGCAGCAGGCUACGCAGGCAGCAGCGUCAUAA
Wallemia ichthyophaga EXF-994 is the source of this 276-nucleotide messenger RNA. Its product is annotated as Cytochrome c oxidase subunit 6B-like protein. The transcript is spliced from 2 exons. The record is from RefSeq and is a predicted model, not a curated record. Gene Ontology annotation, cellular component: respiratory chain complex IV; mitochondrion. The coding region runs from base 1 to 276 and encodes 91 amino acids. Lineage: Eukaryota; Fungi; Basidiomycota; Wallemiomycetes; Wallemiales; Wallemiaceae.